UCAAAAUAUUUCACACACUGUCAACUCUGCACCAGGAAGCUGCGCUGCAUGAGGAACAACAUCCACAUGAACCUGUUCGCAUCGUUCAUCCUGAGAGCCGUGUCCAUCCUGGUCAAAGACGCCCUGCUGACCCUCACUCUGGACCCCAGGAGCGGGGGGGACACCCGGACACAAGCCUGGGUCAACAUACCGGCUGUUACGUGGUGUCGAGGUGCCAUGGUGAUGAUGCAGUACAGCGUGAUGGCCAACAACUAUUGGCUGCUGGUGGAGGGCAUCUACCUGCACAGCCUGCUCGUCAUCACCGUGUUCAGCGAGAGGAAGUACUUCUACAUUUAUCUGGCCAUUGGCUGGGUAUCUUCCAUGACUGAAAUAUUAAAACUCCACUUUGUGUUUCAGGGCCUGCUGGUUGCUAUUUUGUACUGCUUCAUCAACAAAGAGGUGCAGUCAGAGAUGCUAAAAAAUUGGAAGAGGUGGAAGCUGGGUAAAGACAUUGACGAGGAGUACCGCCACACCCACAGCCACACGCCGCACCUCAAGAGCGGCAGCAUUGCCACUGGCAAUCCGCCCUAUCUCCACGACAACAACGCCAGCGACCCCGGCGGUGACUCGCCUCGUCUCAACAAAGCUGAGCCCUCCUGCUCAGCCGCACCCGAGGAGAACCGCAGACUAGUGGUUUCCUAUAGCAACGGCAUGGGGAAAGGCGGGACCGCAAAGAGCAGACACACCCUGCAGUUCUCUUUCCUGCCACAUCGGGGCGCCAGCAGUCAUGUGAGCACGGCCACAGAGGAGGCGUGUCUGGAGGAGAAGCUGCACACAAACACUGUUGAAGGGGAGGAGACUAAUGUCUGAGGGCGGCCGGCCUGCUGUAAAGACCUCGUCACGAAGAAUAAAACUGUGCUUAUAGAUGUUUCGGAUCAGUGUUUAACAUGUGCAACAAGGCAGCCUGAGUGGGAAGAGAAAGAGAACCCCAAAGGUCACAAUGUUUUAACAAGCCUGCUGCAAAUUAAUAUUUAAUGUUUUUGGGACCUUAAGCUAAUAAGAACGAUUCACUUCAGAUUCAAUGCACUCAAAAUAAGCUUUCUAAUGGUGACUAGAGUGUGUGUGUGUGUGUGUGUGUGUGUGUUUGUGUGUGUGUUUGUGCGUGUGUGUUUGCGUGCGUGCGUGCAUGUACAUAUGGAGGACUCCCAAUAGGACCCUGCUCACAUCACUCGUAUGUCAUGAGUCAUGUGUACUGAUGUUGUCGUCGUGAGUCACACUUGUGUUGUAUGAAAGGUUCCAGCAAUGGAUGCUCAUCUGUGGUACUCUUCUACAAAAAAAUCUCAAAAGUGCCAAGAAAAAACAUUUAUUUUUGUUCUUUUGGUUUCAUGAUACUGAAUGUGACUUCAACAUGCAUGACUCGUGAUGUCCUGUUUGUAACAGGAUGAAGACAGAACUAUUACCGACUAUUGAUGUGUUGAGGAAGAAGUUGCUUUGAUCUUUAGAGAGACUUGAAUGUUUAAGUCAUUCUGGUUUUAAAUGACCAUGCUAAACAAGAAAAUAAUAAUACAUUUACAUCAAUUGGGUAAAGCAGGUAUCCUUCAUGCACAUUCCUGCCCUCCCUUCUGUGUUUAUAAUAACCCAUUUUCUUUCUUUUUAAACUGAGUUUUGUGGAUGAAUGUAUAAGGACAAUGGAGAAUUAUGGGUGAUAUUUAAGUGUAUAUAUGUAAUUAAAGAACAUGCCACCAGAACCUGCUUUUCAGUCAAACAGUAUUCUGUCGAAUGGAGGCAAACAGAACAUGAAGUGCUUUUUUACACAAUGGAAAAUAGUCCUAUUUCAAUAAAAGAAGGUUCUCCAUUUCAAAAUCCACAUUAACAAAACAUGACUCACUUGAAAAUGUGGAAUCGGAUCUGGAUUUAAUUCUUGGUAUUAUCCAUUUUUCAAGUUCACCGAAUCAAUCACUGAAAACCAACAAGGAUUUUCACAAAGAUAGUAAACAAGCACUCAAUUGAAGUGUAAGAGAGCGAACUGUACAUAUUAAACUAACUUUAAUAAAAGUUAAUACCGGUAUUAUAGAGUCAAGGACGUGUUGGUGGAGGGAUGUGUUGUUGUUCUGUGCUUUCGCUUGCAGUCCAGGUGACAGAAAAGAAUAAACAUGAGUUAUUACGUUGAGAAAGACACAAACAUGAUUGUACUUGUCCUUUACUUUCCAUAGCCUAUUGCAAUUGUCAGGACGGGUUCCAAAAAAGCCAAAUUGUUGUGUCUCAUAUGUCUGUGGAUCCAAUUAAACUGAAUUCUGUCAGCAAAAAAGUGUCAGGAAGUGUUGUCAAUGUAACAUGAUGGAGAGACAUGAGUGUCAUUCCUCCGUAGUUAUGCAG
Notothenia coriiceps (black rockcod) is the source of this 2355-nucleotide messenger RNA. RefSeq names its product glucagon receptor-like. Gene Ontology annotation, cellular component: plasma membrane. Gene Ontology annotation, biological process: adenylate cyclase-activating G protein-coupled receptor signaling pathway; cell surface receptor signaling pathway. The annotation marks the transcript as partial. Gene Ontology annotation, molecular function: glucagon receptor activity; peptide hormone binding. Lineage: Eukaryota; Metazoa; Chordata; Actinopteri; Perciformes; Nototheniidae. The transcript has 4 exons. The record is from RefSeq and is a predicted model, not a curated record.